AUGGAGUCACAAAGAGAGAUUAAGGAUCCAAUUCAACAACAAAGCCAUGAGAAUGUUCCACAACAUCAACUACACCAACAACAACAACAAACUAGUCCCACCCAGAGAGUAAAGGAAUUCCAGAGCUCUGAAGAGCCUGUUAUUCAACAACAAGGUUCUGGAUCAGAGGCCAAGGAGGGCGAAUACCGACCGAUCUCUACUGGUCCAAUUUCCGAGGAGCAGCAAUUGCACCAACAACAAAUUCCCCAACAAAAGGAGUCACCUCCUGUGUCCGAGGAGUUCAAGAAGAAGAUUGGUUUGGAAUCCAAGGAGGAGGGCGAGGUCCAAGGCCCGGGUAUAGGUCUAGGUCAGGAGAAGGACAAGGACAUUGGUGUACAAUCGGAUACCUCUCAACAUCCCGGCGAAUCCAAAGAGUCCUACCGUGAGAGAAUGGCAAAACUCAAGCAUAACAUCGGUGAUGCUAUUGGUACAGCUUGGGGAGACACCAAGCAUGCUUUCCACGAGACUGGGGAGAGGAUCCAUGAGACGGGCUCACACAUCAAGGGUCGUGCAGUUGGAAUGUUCCACCACGGUGAGAAGAAGGAUGAGACCUCCCCAGAGGUCGUGGAGGAAGAGCGCCAAAUCCUAGGUACCCAACAGGAGGGUCAGCCUGGUUCUGAUUUGGAGGAGGCCAAGAGAACAUCCGAGAAACAACAUGAACAACUACCCCAACAACUCGAGGUCCUAGGCUCCAAGGUGGGCACUCAAGAGGGAGUCCAGCAACAACAAGUGGAGCCACAAUCAUCCCCCAAGGUUCUACAUCAGGGUGAGAAGCAGCAGGAGCUACAAGAACAAAUAGAGCAUGAACAGAGGGAGAGGGAUAUGGAGCGUGCCACAACAGUGACUGAGUAA
Messenger RNA from Acytostelium subglobosum LB1, 891 nucleotides. RefSeq lists its product as hypothetical. The transcript has a single exon. The record is from RefSeq and is a predicted model, not a curated record. Bases 1 to 891 code for a protein of 296 amino acids. NCBI's taxonomy places the organism in Eukaryota, Evosea, Eumycetozoa, Acytosteliales, Acytosteliaceae.